Messenger RNA from Rhodamnia argentea, 1171 nucleotides. RefSeq names its product epoxide hydrolase A-like. The record is from RefSeq and is a predicted model, not a curated record. Lineage: Eukaryota; Viridiplantae; Streptophyta; Magnoliopsida; Myrtales; Myrtaceae. The transcript is spliced from 5 exons. Gene Ontology annotation, molecular function: hydrolase activity. Bases 83 to 1021 code for a protein of 312 amino acids.
GAGCAACUUCGACUGUACUCCUCCUCUACCUGAAGCCGAAACUGUAAAACUCCAACUCUCUCUCUCUCUCUCUCUCUCUGAAAUGGAUCAAAUUCAACACAAAUUCAUUGAAGUCCAAGGCCUCAAGCUCCACGUUGCUGAGAUCGGCUCUGGUCCUAAUGUAGUCGUGUUCUUGCAUGGAUUCCCGGAGAUAUGGUACUCGUGGCGUCACCAGAUGGUGGCCGUGGCGGGAGCUGGGUUUCGCGCGCUAGCGCCUGAUUUCAGAGGCUACGGGUUGUCCGAGCCGCCACUUGAACCCGAAAAGGCCUCCUUUGGUGACCUUAUUAAGGAUCUUGGUGCAUUGCUUGAUGCCCUAGGCAUUGAUAAGGUGUUUCUUGUAGGUAAAGACUUUGGAGCUGUUCCUGCUUACUUGUUUUCCCUCCUCCACCAAGAGAGGGUCCAAGGAGUCGUGAGCCUAGGAAUUCCGCACCGCUCUCCCAGUUAUCCCCUCACAUAUCACCAGCAUCUCCCCGAAGGCUUUUACAUUUCGAGAUGGCAGAAACCUGGACGCGCAGAAGCUGAUUUUGGGCGCCUCGAUGCUAAAACAGUUGUGCGUAAUAUUUACAUACUCUUUUCGAGAAGUGAAAUACCAAUAGCAGCAGAGAACCAGGAGAUUAUGGAUAUAGUCAAUCCAUCUACCCCUCUUCCCCCUUGGUUUACAGAAAGAGAUCUUGAAGAGUACGGUUCUCUGUACCAGAAAUCAGGGUUUCGCACUGCAUUGAAAGUUCCAUAUAGGUCGUUUAAGGAGGACCAUGGAAUAACGGAUUAUAUCGUUAAAGUCCCAGCACUCUUGGUCAUGGGAGAGAAGGAUUAUGUGUUCAAAUUUGCAGGCAUGGAAGAGUACAUCAGGAGCGGAAAGGUGAAAGAAUUUGUUCCCCAGCUAGAGAUUGUAUUUUCGCCAGAGGGAACCCAUUUUAUCCAGGAGCAAUCGCCGGACGAGGUGAAUCAGCUAAUUCUCGAUUUCCUUAAGAGGCAUAUUUGAUCAACGCUAACGGAAGGCUAUAGUUUGUCAACAUUCGGCAUUAAAAAGAGAUGUUUAUGAAUCAAAUCCUCUGCACAUUGCAAUAUUUCUACUUGAGGUCUUCUUGUAAGCACGAAAUACUUCUCAAUAAUCAUGGACCCCAUCACUAUU